Blepharisma stoltei is the source of this 264-nucleotide messenger RNA. NCBI's taxonomy places the organism in Eukaryota, Ciliophora, Heterotrichea, Heterotrichida, Blepharismidae. The record is from the annotation of a GenBank genome assembly.
AUGUUCAAUUAUUCCUCAUGGGAAAUUGGAUAUGAAGCUUGGAAGAGUUUUCCCAGCAGAGUUAGAGAAUGCUUCUUGGCCAAUCCGAAUAAUUUCCAGCGUGAUACUUACGUUGAGUCCUGGCUUUCAAGUUUCCAUUUUUUUCCUUCAGAAAACCAAAAAUCUAUCUUUAAGUUUUCUAUAAAAGGCAACCCUGCUGAUAUGCAGCAUGGUGAUAAAACUUUCUGAAUUCCAGACUCUCAUCCAAGAAUUCACCUCCAGUAA